GCACCCUGCCAGCUCCCGGAACGGGGCUAAAAAGGACCGCCGCUCGGGAGCCCGCGGGAGCUAUCGGUGUGGCGCUGAGAGCCGCUGCUUGGGAUAUGCGACGGGAAACCCCCGCCACAGCGCAGGCAGUGGCCCCGCGGCGCCGGCGAGAGCCCAGCGAGAGCAGAUUGAUACUUCAGAGGAAUUGUCCCUGACUACAUCUCCACACUGAGCUAAGACUCCUUUCCAGGUAGAACACUGUUCUGGCGGGAGCUCUGAGGUUUUCCUGAAGAAAAAUUCCAUGGGGACUGUACCUGACCCUUUGAGAUCCGCUAAAACUUCCUUGAUCACAGCUUCUGGGAAAGAAGAGGAUCUAGAAGUGCAGCCUGCCUCCCAUCGGCCUCCACCAGCCCUCUUGUGUAAGAACACCAAUGGCCUUGCCGGCACUUCUGCAGAGCCAGACCUCAGCCCCAGGGCAGCUGCUGAGGUCCUGAUGCAGGCCUGUGAGCAUGAGACCACCCAGCCAGACAUGUCUUCUCGUGGGGUCUUCAGUGAGGUGGAAAAAGUGUCUCCUACAUGCAGUUCUCCUGACAAUACCCAGCUGCCAGGAAGCAGCGAGCCCACAGCGCCAGCCCCAUGUUCCGCAGCAGGAAAGGAUCUCAUAGACGAAGCAUUUCCAAUGCCAGCCAAUCAACACACCCACCAGGCCACCCCAGGUGACCAGCUCAAUGCAAGACCCUCAUCAGGACCUGAAGAUACCCUGCUGCAAACACAGAGAACCUUGGAUGGGGAGGCUCUUGAAAAACCUGAAAAGUCAAAUUGCCCUGUGGGAAGCACCCAGGGUAACAGCAAAGACCAAGUGCCCUGUGGUUUUCCUUCUCAAGAAACAAUGCAGAGAUUGCUGCAGACUACAAAUACAGCAGCCAACAUGUUCAGUCAUGCCUCUUCUCCUGUAGGCCAACCCGAAGGAGGAGGGCUGGGAGCCAUAUGCGACUCCCACCCAAGGUCCUGUGGCUCUCCUGCCAGAGAAGAUAGAUGUUCAGGGAACAAACAGCCUUCGGCCACCACCUCAGACAUCCAGGCCGUGACUUCUGUGACACCUCAAUCACCCCAUCUCACUAGCAAAGUCUCCACAUGUCCUCCAGAUCAGGUGUUGAGGUUCAAAGAAGCAAGUACAAUGACCAACCAAGCUGCAGGUGAGGUCAUGGAGGCUCCCGGCAGGGCUCGGCAAGACGCUGGGGUGCAGGCAGUGGCAAGUGUGGAGAGCAGAUCAGUCUCCACCAGCCCCAGCAUCCUCGCCGCGUUCUUAAAGGAAACCCCCAUUCCUGAGCAUUUGGAACAACAAGAGCAGCUGCGUGUCAUCUGCCAUGGCAGUGGCAGUCGGGGCCACACGUUGGAGCUAUCUGACAACAUCCACUCCCCCCAGGAGUCCAGUCCGUGCCCUGGCAUCAUGCCAGAUGCGCACGUCCAGGCAGCUGCCGCUGUUUCCACGGCUCUCCAAGGGCAAUGCAAAUUGGUGAGCCUGCCAGGUGAGGUCCUUAAGAUCUCAUCGAUCACCAUGGCACCCGGUAAUGCUCAGGAUCUGAGUAAGCAAGAUACCAGGUCCGUGGGAAUGACCCCAGCAAGGGAAGAGCCCACUUCUAAACAGCUUUCAGGUGUGAAUUCCAGGUCCCUGAAAGCCAGCCCCACUGACCAGAUUUCUAGCAGUGUGGGAAGUCAAACUGGAACAAAUCACGAAUUGAGGAAAGUUGAAACCAAGCCAUCUGAGUUUGCAGUGAAAACCACAGAUGGUCACAAAACAAACCCAGAUUGCCAACUCUCUGACUCUUGUGGCCAUGCCAGCAAAGCUGACCAGUCCGGGAGCUUGGAUCCCACUGAUAAAGGAGAUGCAAGAGAGAAGAAGCCUGUAUCUCCUCAGAUAGUUAAACAAGAAUGUAGGGGCACUGAUAUCCUCGAUGCCAGGGCAAAGGCAGAGGGCAAAACCCUGCUGCUGCUCAAUCCUAAAUCUCAAGAAAGUGGAGGCACUGGGUCCACUGCCAGCCCUAUACCCUCCCCAGUGAGGAAGAACCAGGAGGGCACCCUGGAGGAAAACAGGCAGACCAAGACAGCCACCAGCCUGAGCCUGCCGUCCGAUUCCAUGGGUGACUCCAGCCCAGGUUCUGGCAAGAGAACUCCUUCUCGCUUGGCCAAAGCCAGCCCACGGCGGGCCAGCCGCGUCAGUGAAUUCCUCAAGGAGCAGAAGCUAAAUGUGACGGCGGCUGCUGCCCAGGUGGGACUCACCCCAGGAGAAAAGAAAAAGCAACUGGGUGCCGACUCCAAGCUGCAGUUGAAACAGUCCAAGCGUGUCAGGGACGUAGUGUGGGAUGAGCAGGGCAUGACCUGGGAAGUGUACGGUGCCUCCCUGGACCCAGAGUCCCUGGGUAUCGCAAUCCAGAACCAUCUGCAAAGACAAAUCAGGGAACAUGAGAAAUUAAUCAAAGCUCAAAACAGCCAGACCCGAAGAUCCAUUUCUUCAGAUACUUCCUCAAAUAAAAAGCUCAAAGGAAGGCAGCACACUGUUUUACAGUCCAUGCUGCAGAACUUCCGACGCCCCAACUGCUGUGUUCGUCCUGCCCCUUCUUCUGUGCUGGACUGAAAGGGAACAUGUACGGGCGCCGUUGUGUAUAUUUGUAGUAUCCCUAAGUGUCUAUGUAUGUCAAAGCUUACUUAGGUGUUUGUUUGUUUUAGUUUUUGGUUGUUGUUGUUUGUUUGUGGGAUUUUUUGGAGAGACGGGAAGACAAGCAAGAAUUUACUAUUGGAAGUUGCUAUUAAGAAUUGCUGGGUCCUUUGAUUGGGCUCCAGAAAUAAAAAAUAUCAUUUCAAUUUGAAGGAAAGAACAAGAGAAAAUAAGAAAGCUAGCUCCACUGAAGGUUAAUGACCCUAAUUAGGAGAAAAUAAUAUUCAGGGGAUUUUUUAAUAUGAUAUUACUUAUGGAACUAGCACUAUCAUUAAAUAUGUGUCAUUUUGUAUUACUGCCUCAAUUUAUCACACUGUGGUGUUUCCAUUAAAAUCCCUGCUUAAUAUUAAACCUAGCAAAAGCACUGUUACGCUUUCUAGUCGUAUUGCAAUAAGAAUGCUAUUACCACACAAAAUUUAAGUAGAUGAUAAGAACUAUAGUGUAAAACUGUGAAACAAAUUGACUCAUUCUUCGGCCAGACGACAUUAAGGAAAAGCAUUUAAAUGCAUACAAUACCAAAUGAAUUAAUAUUUAUCAACAUCAGUGAUAACUGUUUUGGUAAACCUUGUUAUACUGUCAAUAAAUGUAAGAAAGUUAUGUUAGGAAAAUUAGCUGAGCUUUUAAAUAUGAAUACUGCCCACAUAAAACUUGAAUUCAUAUCUGCAGAUUUUCCUGCACUGAAAGCACGGGGCAUCUCUAUGAUUCUGAUGAGAUUAAAUUCCUGUUUCUUUAGAUGAAGUACAUGCCACUGAAUUCUUGGAAGGAGUCAUUAAAUUAUUAAUAAUACUAAAGUUUGUGUUGUACAGGUAUUCUCCAAAAACAUUCUGCUGAGAAUGUUAAGCUUUCAGUAAGGAAUUAUAAAUAGCCAAACACUCUCUUUUCUGUGUUGAAAAAAGGAAGUAACAAAAGCAAUGGGUUAAUUUCAACUCCUAUAAACAGGGUGCAGUUUGUGUUAUCCUUUUGACUUGCUCGUGCAGUAGAUGCUAAUAGAAAAUGUAGUAAACACCAAAUAGAACACAAGCUUCCUCAUGUUUUUGUAGGUAGACUAAUAUCAUCUAUACUUAAGUUUCUCAUCUGUAGUAAAAAAAUAACCUCUGAAAUUAUUGAUUUUAAGAGAAAUACCUUCAUACUCAUCCUUCAAAUCCAGAAGAAGAGGCCCUUACUAAACCACAGUUUGAGCUUGGAGCGCUAUAGUUUUUGUGACCAGAGGCACCUGUUUGAGCUCAGCCCUCACUUGCCUUCACAAGAAGAGUUUUCAUUCAUACCUGAGUGUCUUGCAGGGCACUGGGCUGGAGGGGCAUGGAAGAGGGCAAUGGGAUGGGACCCUGGAAAAGGUUCCCCUACUAGAUUCAUUGUAGGGAAAUCAGUCCCACCUUGCAUUUCAAAAAUCAGAUUGUUAAAAGCAGGACAGGUGCUCCCUGGUUGCCUUCACUGAGCUCAUUCCCCUUGAUGAACCAGAAGAGAGUGUCUGGCCAUAUAUUCUCUCUCUGGUGACGCAUAAGUGGCAUUUGUGUAGUAAACUCACAAUCUCUGUUUUGGCUUUUUUUUCUCUCUUUUGCAGAUUCUGAGCAUAUAGGGAAAAAUCUUUUAUACCUGAACUUUAAUACCAUAUGCUAAACUGGGCACAACCUAAAUUAGUAAACAGUCGUUGGUUUCUUUGAAAGCAAUUGGACUGUAUAUGAAGACUGCAUAGAUUAAGGUCACAGCGCUCUUAGAGCCUAAGAAUGGUGAAAUCGCAGUGGUUACACUUGGAAUAUAUAAUAAAUUUUUUAAUAAGGCACGUUUUUCUAUUUCUUACCAAUUGGCCUCUAUUAAGAUACUAGCUAAAGUGGAAAUUACCAUCAAAUUACCAAUCAAACGACGAUUAAUGAUCAGAGAUUUAGUCUAAAACUCUCUCUGGCCACGAAUAUCCAUUAGUGAUGGUGUUCAUGUGGCUUCUGUUGGAGAUGCCUUCGCCAGGAUGUCCUGUCACUCACCCCCCUUCCUCACUGCCUUCUCCCUCACCCGUUGGCAUACGUGCUGUGCACACACGAGAGUACCCUGUGUAUGCAGCGGUAGCCGUCAGCAGUAUCUGCUUCAGGGGUUGGGCCCAGGUGACCCACCGGGAAGUGCCCAGAACAGGCUGUUCCUGCGUUAAAAUAGGAGGAGACGGAGAAUUUAGCAUCUGGUAGUAAUAUUUAUUCUUAUGAGUUUGGAGUAAUCACGUGAAUUAUAAAUAGUUAAGUUAUACAUUUAUAAUUUAUACUUAUAAAUUACAAAUUUAAGUUUAUAAAUUGUAAAUAGUUCAAGUUAAAAAUGAGGCAGAGGCCUAAGAGCAUCUUCGACUUUGUAGCACAUUAAGUAAACAGAUUAAGAAAAUUACAUUAAGUUACUUAACACUAAAUGUAGUGUUGCAUUUGUGCCUCUCAGAGUCAAACUUAAGAUCUGAUUUAGUAAAUUUGACUAGUUUUCUUUGGUACCAGAACUAGCCUUUCCUUCUUAAUCUUUAUUUUUUUUACUUUUCACCUUUACUUCUACCACACUCUAGAGAUUGUCACAAAAUAGUACAAAACUUUUCUUGUUUUGUUGUGUAUUGAAUCUUAAAGAAGGAACAGCUUUUCAAAACAGUAAUGAAAUAGAUCACUGAGUGAAUAAAUAACAAAGCCUCCUGAAGACAGGCCAUGCUUUGGCUUUAUAACACUCCAAGUACUCGCACCAUCAAACCUUACUUUGAAAAUUUUCCUUCACUUUGAUCUGUGACACAGCGUGGACAUUCAGCACAUCAUUCGUGACUCCUUAGGUUUGUUCAACAACAUGAAAGUGGAAAACAGUUUUUGUAGCAGAUUCUUUGAACUCGUUGGGCUAUUCCUUAGCCCUGCUGCGUGACCUACCAGGUUGAAAGUUGGUUUUGGCUUAAUUUUAGAUGUUCCCGUUCCUUUAAAUGCUUUUUAGUCAUUGACAUACAUGGAGGAAAUAUAAAAUAUUUCUUAAACGAGUACUACAAGAGAGAUGAAUUAGAACACAGUGUCUGGAAGAUAGUGAAAUGUUUAAAAUGUUAAGAGGCCAUAGGGCUUACCCAGUAAAUACUAGAAUUCCUAAUUUAAAUUGUUGAUUUUUCUGUUUUAAUGACCACAAGAAAAAUGCCAUCACUAGAGCUGUCAUAUGUUUAUCUUCAGUGCUUUUCUAAUUAUGUCUUUCUGGAUUAUUGGCUUUGAUGCCACAGACCAACUGCUCUACAUUUAUGUUUUGGACGAACGGCAUAAGUUGAACGUUUUGUUAGGUCAGAGAAAUCUUUUUGUUUGCAUCCAAAAUGAAAUAUUUAUAAAAUAUAUUAGUAUGUUUUCCUACCUUGACAAGUUCAGCUGUGUUGAAUAUAAUUUGAAUUAUGAUGAUUUCUUAAUGUUUAGAAUUGUCUGAUAAUUGAUACUUUGGAUAUCGGUAUUCUUCACGUUAUAGGUUACAUCUCAAAAUUUAAACAAACUGUAGUGAUUAUGCAUGUGUAAGAUAUACCCUAGAGGCUGAAUUUUGGGACCAAAUCCUUAAUAAGAGUAGAAAACAGAAGAAGGAAAUGACUUGUGGUGGCAUCCCAGAGAAUUGGGGUUUUAUUGUUCCUAGCUAAUUCUAACGUUAUUUCUCUCAAUUCUAGGAGUUCCCAUCAUUCUGGGAAUACAUGUAUAUACCACAUGAAGAAGAUAAUAUAAUGUGACUUUAAACUUUGUUUACAGAGGAUAUAUAUGAGUGUGCUCUUAAUGUAAAUUGUUUGGCCUUUGCUGUAUCCACUGUUACCAUUUUGCUGUCAAAAUGUGAGAAAUUAUCUUCCAUUCCUCCUAUGUAUUGUGCAAGUGUUAAAAAAGUUGUCCAUUUCUAGUACCACAUAAUUUACUACAUCUCUUGUCUACUUUUUAAGAAUCAGUAUAAAGAAAAACAAUACAUUAGGAAAGGUUUGCCUAUAUGUAUAUGUGUUUUUACUGAAAAUUGGGCACUUGUAGCCUUGCAUAGGCCUCUCGCUGUCUGAUUUACUGAUCAUGUACGAUGCUGCCAUGGAGAUGACGCUGUUUACUCUCUCCUGCUUUGUCCUAAAUGGUAUUUGAGAAAUGAGGCCUGUGAAUUUCCCUUUGUGAUGAUAACACAGUGAACUCAGUAGCAUCUUGGAUAAAUGACUGACCAUCUUGUCCCCCCCAACCCUAUUUUGUCUACACAGAGAAUCAGAAGUCUUGUCCACGUCUGCUUCAGUGUUUGCUAUUUUACAUUGAUAUCUGAGCAUUUUGUUUUCUGUUAGCAAUGUUCUUUGAUGCUGUGUGUGGCCAUGUUGGUGAAUCUCUCCAAAUGUGGGUCAGCUGCUGCCACCUGGCAAAUGACAGGUGAUACGUUAAGUCUCCUGUCCAUUCUUGUAACUAUAUCCUUAAUGGAAUUCUGCAACUGGAUGAGUAAUUAUAAAUGUCGUCUUUGCAGACACAUGGGCUUAAGGAUGUUACAAAAUUUUAGACAUUUUUGCAAACGGGGAAAAAAGUAGUCUUGUAAAUACUGAAACAUUUCCAUGAAAUUUAUCCUGCUCUUGGAAAAAAAAAAUUCCCCUUGGCUGCAGAAAUGAGAUAGACUUUAUUUGUGAUGACCAAGGACAUAAAUGAAGAUGGAUUGAGGUGGAAAAAUUCUGUCUCACAAGUAAUCGGUGACAUCUGCCAGAGAUCAUUACAGCUACUCUUAACUGUGAACACUCACCAGCUAAACUACUCACUUGCCACAACCAAAUAACCUCUCAAAGUAAAUCCAAUACAUCUGUACAUAUGUGUAGAUAGAAACAACAAAAAAUCCUGAAAAAUUACUGCUGGCUAUAGUUAAAGCAAGGUGACGAUAAUUAUAAAGAACGUUUGACCACGGGCCUUGGUGAAAUGACUGUGGAGGCCAGAACGGUGCAACAAGAUGUUAUUCACAAGUUCGGUAUUUUUUUUUUUAAGACCCAGAUAUCUCAGCUACUCAUCGUGAGAAUAAAGACUGUUGAAAAUGAAAUUAAAGCCAAGCAAUAAUGUGCCAAAAAGAGGCAGUUACACCAGCAAGUGCAUCUAUAAGGGCACACCAUUAUAUGAUAUGGUUUGCUCCAUGAAGACUGACUAUAACCCACAGGAUAAAAUAGGCAAAGGCAUAAUUUCUGCUUUCUUGUGAGAAAAACGUGUCUAGGAGCUCUAUAAAGAGAUACAGCACCGGUGACCACCGGUGGAGGUAUGGUUAACAGCUCUGUCUUAAUGCUAGCCAGGACGAAAAAGGAAUCCAAAUGUCUUGCUAGUUUAAAAUUCGAGAUAGAUCCAACCAGAAACUUUUGAAACGUAGGGGUUAAAUAUAUGGUAAUUACAUUUCCUGGACACUUGCAGUUAGGAAAGCAAUCCAGUUAAUUCUGCCUAGGGGAUUACCAGCCUUAGCUUUGGGGAAAAAAGUGUUCCCUAUUGUAAAAUAACUAAAACAUGAGUACUCAUAUCAAAAAGGGCCUCAAAUAAUGCCUUAUAGAAAGAAAAUGAUAUUCCAGAUGGGCAUUUCUAAAUACUAGCCCUUCAUCAGAUAUUUUUUCAGUUCAAGCUUAAAAUCAAUGGGCUGCAAAAAAUAAGUGACGUAUUUUCUAUUUUAGAAAAUGAUACUAAUGAUCAACUAGCAUGGUGAGAAUUAUGAUGAAAAAUACCCUCGUGAUUUAAGUGUGCUAAGAAGAAAUAAAUGGGAGAGAAAUGCAAACUUCUUUCUUGAUCUCUUAUGAUGCGAGGAUGUCAUCCACUGAUCUGCAGGGUGAAAAUGAUGGCUUUGUAACAUUACUGCUAGCAUUACUCUUUGUCACUUUAAAAAUUAGAUUGUCUAUUCUUUAGCAAAACGUUUAAGUGGUUAAAUGAUUUUUCUGUUUUAUAUCAUUGCUUUAAUAUCACGUGAAGACUGUACACCGCAAACUAUGUUGAAUGGGUAGAAGGAGCUUAUGUUUAUCAGGAUCUCUUAAUGAUUUUAGCUCAGAUUCCUUAAGGCUGAUUUUAGGCCACAUCUCUGAGUAAAUUAUUUUUCAUACUGUCUUCAUCACAUCUUAAAAUGAUGUUGGUAAAUCAGAAGAUUGCAGUAUUAUAGUCAUGUUCCUCAAUUCCUAGAGAGAGAGGAGAGACUAAUUUUUGUUUUAAGGACAUCUGGAGAUAGCUUUCCUGAGGCUGAGAAAGGUCAACAGGGCCUGAAAACACAAGAAAGAAUAUACUAAUAAUUCCUAAAUUCCUAAAUGUAUUUAUCUCUGGUGUACUAACGUGUGAACAAUAUGCUGUGCAUAAUACUGUAGCUGGAUGUGGUAUGUCAAUAUAUUUUGUAAGUGUGUAUAGUCUGUGAGUGGUUGGUUUUCUCUUUUUAUGUGUAGAAAAAAAUAACAUCUGUGUCCCAUUUCAAAACCAAGUUCUGUCAUCAGGUAGGCACAUGUAUGAAAAUGAAUAAAGCCAACAGAAGAGUGCAUAUAUAUAUAUUCAGUAACAGGAUUUGUCCUUUCAUUUUUGAAGGUCAGAAAGGGCUGUUGUGUGUGUGUGUGUGUGUAUGUGUUUAUCAUUUCUGAAAGUAGGUAACUAAUUGUCACAAAGGCUUAAUACAUUGCCAAUACACUGGCAUGUUACUAAAUAUGCCAGGUUAAUUGACCAUGCCAUUAGUCACAGGUAAGGUCAGUUCUUUGACCACCAGGAUGAUUUACAUUCCUCACACAUCCUCUCUGUGUUAAGUGUGUGACUAGGAUGUACAUACUAUGGGUGUGAUUGUGUACAUACCUUGUAUGAAUUGACCUACAUCCUCAAAGAGUUGCAGGAAAGCAGGAAAAUGAAACAGUUGUUCAAAAGCCUCAAAAGGGCUAAUCAAUGAGUAUUUUCAUUUUCUACACAUAAAAAUGUAUACUGGCAUAACUGUAAAUAGCUUAUCCACAUAUAUAUACACACAUAAAGGCAUUUUAUUCAUACUGUUAAUAUUUAAAUAAAUCACAAAUUAAAACCACA
Messenger RNA from Suricata suricatta (meerkat), 9657 nucleotides. It is a transcript of the gene GPRIN3, whose product is annotated as GPRIN family member 3. NCBI's taxonomy places the organism in Eukaryota, Metazoa, Chordata, Mammalia, Carnivora, Herpestidae. Gene Ontology annotation, biological process: neuron projection development. The record is from RefSeq and is a predicted model, not a curated record. Gene Ontology annotation, cellular component: plasma membrane. The transcript has 2 exons. Bases 281 to 2614 code for a protein of 777 amino acids.